AUGAUAGGAUGGGCUAAUUAGCGACAAGAUACCGUUAUCUCAUGAUAAACUACUCUCGAUGCGCUACUAAUUGGGUGAUAAUAGAUUCUUAAAACAAAAAGAUUUGGCCGACUUCUUUGUCUAGCUCAAUGUAUUUACGAUACAAAAAAAAAACCUCUAUCGAGAAUUUGCCACAAGCAUUUAAAGCCUGCUAUUUAUCAGGGACUAGUUAUCACGACAAGCUAGAGCAUCACGAAGGCCAGACGGAGACAAGUGUGUGGGCCAUCUCUGAAUAUUUGGAGUUUUUCUCUUGGACAAAGCUUCCAAUUCCGAUGAAGCAGUUGUUAUUGAAGGUCUUCACAUUAUGGCAAAUCUACCUUCUCACUUCUGCACAAAAAAAUGAAACUCUCGUCUAUGACAGAAUCUUCAAUGACUCUGCCGCUGACAAUAAUAACCUGAGACCGCAGCAACAAAAUCCAACCAAGUCAGCAAAUGAGACAUCACCCACGCCUCUUCAGCCUUCAUCACGCGGCGAUGAUCACGUUUUACCAGACGUCUCGAUUGAAGCCACCAGCGGCUAUCGCCUAAAGUAUGAGGAGUACGUUAUUCCGGGUAGAAAUGUCUCCAGAUUGCUGGGGAAAGUCUUCGAGAAAUAUGACAAAAGAGUGCGGCCAUUCUACGGCAUUAAGCCCCUACAGGUGUCGCUUGACAUGUUGAUCCUGUCAUUUGGCGAGCUGAGAGAAGCAAGUAUGGAGUAUAGUGUAGACAUGUACCUGGGGCAGUUCUGGCAGGACCCACGCCUCGCGUUUGGUCUUGACCGGUACAUCAUCCUCGGAGGUGAAGCCACUGACAAGCUUUGGGUCCCAGACACGUUCUUUGUCAAUUCCAUGGAGAGUAAACUUCAGUCCAUGAUGUUUACCAACAAGAAAGUGUGGAUUAGCCUUAUGAAUGGAACUCUUAUGCUGAGCGCAAGGUUAGUGACCAGAAACUCGUGCAAGUUUGAUCUUCGUAACUAUCCCCUGGACCAGCAAACAUGCCAUGUUGCCUUUGAGAGCUUCUCGUACGACAACAAUGACCUUCAGUUCAGCUGGCGCAAGAAGGAAGUCGGUAGCGAAAUAUGGGUGUAUGACAGACAGAUGGCCCAGUUCGAUAUCGUAAGCGCCAAGAGAUUUCUCAAACACAAGAUCUUCCAUUCAGAUCAGUUCUCGGGCCUGACGGCGACCAUCGUGUUUCAGCGCCGCUCGGCGUACUACGUAUUCCAGAUGUACAUCCCGUGCGUCUGUAUUGUGGCCAUCUCUUGGGUGAGCUUCUGGAUUAACCACGAGGCCGUGCCCGCUCGCGUCGCGCUCAGUAUCACUACUGUGCUUACCAUCAGUUACAUGCGCGGGUCUGUGAACGCCGGGAUGCCCAGGGUAUCGUACCUCAAGAGUAUCGACUAUUUUCUGCUGGGCUCCUUCGUGUUCAUCUUCAUGACUUUGAUAGAGUACGUGCUAGUAUUGAAGUAUUCGCGGAGGGAGAAGUUUAAAGCGGAAAACAAGAAGAAGUGCAUCACGCCCGAUGAUGAUGCGGGUGACUCGGAUAAAAAACCUAUGCUGGUCACCGUUUCUGUCGGCAACAAAAGCUUCAAUUUCAAGAGCUCCUUGGACGACAUUGAGAACGGCAACGGCAUCAAACUCCACGAGCGUCCCAAAAAAAUCAGUCUCCACACCCGCAAGCCCCUCUCCUUCCGCGGCAACAGGCAAAUGUCUGGGCGUAAAAUCCUAAAAAGUACGCGCCUAGCAUCCGCCUUUCGCCGCUCGUUUUUGCCUGAACACGGCGUUCACUGGAUGGAUAAAUACUCCAGGUGUUUUUUUCCUCUGGGGUAUGUGGCUUUCCUUGCGGUGUAUUUCUGUAUUUAUACGAGAUCAUACGCCCAGAGCUAAGCACCAAGACUACAUGCAAGAAAAGACUUCAUCCAAGUCCGUAAGAUGAAAACUAGUAUUUGUGUCCAGGCUAGUAGAGAUCAGAAGUCGUACCUAUCUGUUAUUGGACACGAAUCGUAUUAAAAAGUUCAAGGAAGCUAGGCCCAAGCAAUACCUGUAUACGAAGAGGCCAGGAGUUGAAUUACCUUUUGGUUCAUUGAUAUUUAUCGUAUUAAAAACAAGGAAGAGAGUAAGACAAUAGGGUUCCACGAUGGAUCUAGUGACUUAUAACCAGAGCUAAGGAUGCCGAUUUCAGCUAACACGUGGUGAAUGAAUUACUAGCCUGGACCACACCCAGCGUUAGCAAUAGGUGCAUGCGGAGAGAUCACGUAAUUAUUUCAAUAGCUUUUAAGUCUUUUUUUAUGAAGUCGAAGAAUAGAAUUUUGACAUUGUUAUAAAUCCUGCUAAAAGCAGGAUAAAAAUGCCAAUGUAUUGUACAAUAUUAGGAUCAAUGCAUCAACCGCCGCUAAAAUAAGCGCAACGACGUCGGCAUCAAGGAGCCGCCAACUAAUGUUAGCUGUUAGUGCUCCGCUUAACACUUUUGAUGGAAACCAAACAAGGACGACAUUCAAAGUUAAGGUGCAAUUUUUCUUAAAAUAAUCUUCCAGGACAAGUUUUUACAUAUUUAUGUAUGAAUUUCAGGAAAUUUGUAAUUCGUUUUGUCGGGGCACACACUGCUUACUUCUUGAAGAAAAAAAUGUUUGUUGUAAAUAAAAGUAAUUGCAAA
Molecule: messenger RNA, 2667 nt
Organism: Nematostella vectensis (starlet sea anemone)
Lineage: Eukaryota; Metazoa; Cnidaria; Anthozoa; Actiniaria; Edwardsiidae
Product: gamma-aminobutyric acid receptor subunit beta-like
Exons: 12
Coding region: 129-1901 (590 amino acids)
Biological process (GO): nervous system process; gamma-aminobutyric acid signaling pathway; signal transduction
Cellular component (GO): neuron projection; synapse; membrane
Molecular function (GO): chloride channel activity; neurotransmitter receptor activity; GABA-A receptor activity
Source: RefSeq, a predicted model, not a curated record